AUGGCAGCAUCAGCACCGAUAUCGAAAUCCAUCUACAUCGGCCCCUUUGUUCACAGUAAAUCACUCUCUGAACUUGAGAUCCAAGAACAUGGCGCAAUCGGCGUAGAUGAAGAUGGCAUAAUCCGUUUUGUCGAACGGAAUCUACAAGAUGGUAGCCUUUCCAAUCUGAUCCAGCAGAAGGGAGAUGACUGGACUGAUGCGCAGAUUGUUGAGAUAAAUGGAUCUGGUUUCUUCUUCCCCGGCUUUAUAGAUACACACGUCCACGCACCUCAACAUCCCAAUACCGGUCUUUUCGGAAAGACUACGCUGCUAGAUUGGUUACAAAAGUACACCUUUCCCAUGGAAUCUUCGUUCAAGAACGUUCCUCUCGCACACCGUGUGUAUCAGAAUUUCGUUUCGCGGACAUUAUCGCAUGGCACAACGACUGCUGCAUACUUCGCCACGAUCCAUGUGCCAGCCACCAACGCCCUCGCAGAUAUAUGUCUGAAGCGAGGCCAAAGAGCCCUGGUUGGCAGGGUGUGUAUGAACAGCGACCUAAGCCCCGAGUACUACAGAGACGAGAGUGUAGAGAGCAGUUAUGCCGAUUCAAAAGCUAGUAUCGACUACAUACGCUCCAUCGAUCCAAAGGGCGAGAUCGUGAAACCCAUCAUCACACCCCGUUUUGCGCCUAGCUGUACAACAGAUUGUCUCUCCGCUAUGGGUAGACUAGCGAAAGAGACGGAUGCGCAUGUUCAAACGCACAUUUCGGAGAACAAAGGCGAGAUUGAGCUUGUCAAGGAGUUAUUCCCGGAGAGUAAGAGCUACACGGAUGUGUACGAGACACAUGGGUUGUUGACAGAUAAAACGAUCUUGGCGCAUGCAGUGCAUCUUUCAGACGAGGAGAGGAAGCUGAUUUUGGAGCGGAAGAGCAAGAUCUCUCAUUGCCCAGCAUCAAAUACGGCUAUAACCUCUGGAUGUGCACCCAUCAGAUCACUGCUCGAUGAAGGACAUACAAUCGGUCUUGGAACGGAUGUUUCGGGUGGUAACUCGCCAUCGAUAUUGGAGAAUGUGCGACAGGCGAUAUGGGUGUCGCGACAUCUGUGUAUCCAAACUUCGAGCGAUUCUGUGAAACUCUCGACGGAGGAAGCUUUGUAUCUCGCUACGAGAGGCGGUGCAGCGGUUGUAGGGAUGGAAGAGAAGGUUGGCGGGUUUGAGGUUGGGAAGGAAUGGGAUGCGCAGAUGAUCAGCCUCGGCGUUGUUAGUGAGGAAGGUUGCCAGGAUGGUGCGUUUGAAGAGGGUCCGGUGGACGUAUUUGGAUGGGAGAGCUGGUCGGAUAAGGUGGAGAAGUGGGUGUACAGUGGUGAUGAUCGGAACACGGUGGCGGUAUGGGUGAAGGGUCGGCUUGUACAUCGAACAAGUCGGUAUCCUGGUGUCAUGAGAGACGCAACACCUUGA
Messenger RNA from Alternaria postmessia, 1434 nucleotides. RefSeq lists its product as uncharacterized. Bases 1 to 1434 code for a protein of 477 amino acids. The record is from RefSeq and is a predicted model, not a curated record. NCBI's taxonomy places the organism in Eukaryota, Fungi, Ascomycota, Dothideomycetes, Pleosporales, Pleosporaceae. The transcript has a single exon. Gene Ontology annotation, cellular component: cytosol. Gene Ontology annotation, molecular function: guanine deaminase activity; zinc ion binding. Gene Ontology annotation, biological process: guanine catabolic process.